CCGCCCACAGGCUCCCGGAGUUCCCAGCAGGCCCUGCGCUCCGAGGUGCUGCCGGACAAGUGGGCGGUCCCAGGCGCCGGAAAACCGCCGGGGAACUACAUUUCCCAAAAGGCUCCGCGGGGCGCGGCUGACUGGCGGAAGCGAGGCCGGCGACGGCGUGACGAAGCGCAGGGACGCUGGCGCGCGGGGUUUAAACUGCGGCGGUUUACGGGCGUUAGGACUUCGUCGAGUUAGGGGAGUUGGAGGAUCUCGGUGCUUUUUUUUCCCGGCGCAUCUGCCGACUGACUGCCCAAUGGACUCGACGCUUCAGGCCCGCUUGUUUCCCGGUCUCGACAUCAAGAUCCAACGCAGUAAUGGCCUAAUUCACAGUGCCAACGUAAGGACUGUGGACUUGGAGAAAGCCUGUGUUUCAGUGGAAUGGAUAGAAGGAGGUGCCACAAAGGGCAAAGAGAUUGAUUUUGAUGAUGUGGCUGCAAUAAACCCAGAACUCUUACAGCCUCUUCCCUUACACCCGAAGGACAAUCUGCCUCUGCAGAAACAAAAGCGCAGAUCAGUCAACUCCAAAAUUCCCGCUCCAAAGGAAGGUAAAUGCAUUUCUACUGGUUUAUUGUCAUGGGGUUGUGCCCAGAAUGAUGUUCCUGGGGCUUAGGAACCUGUGAAGUAGACUCAUUGUUCCAGUUUAGCAGGUGACUUCUAUGUGUGCUGAGUCCUGCCCCAUCUUCCUCAGUGAGGAAGAAUCCAACCUACAGGGAGGAGGAAAUGGAGAGGUAUUGGUCAAAGGGUACAAAGUUUCAGUUAUGCAAAAUAAG
Messenger RNA from Myotis lucifugus (little brown bat), 809 nucleotides. RefSeq names its product kinesin-like protein KIF2C. The record is from RefSeq and is a predicted model, not a curated record. NCBI's taxonomy places the organism in Eukaryota, Metazoa, Chordata, Mammalia, Chiroptera, Vespertilionidae. The transcript is spliced from 4 exons. The coding region runs from base 293 to 649 and encodes 118 amino acids.